Molecule: messenger RNA, 3426 nt
Organism: Argiope bruennichi
Lineage: Eukaryota; Metazoa; Arthropoda; Arachnida; Araneae; Araneidae
Product: serine/threonine-protein kinase 16-like
Exons: 8
Coding region: 155-1105 (316 amino acids)
Biological process (GO): protein phosphorylation
Cellular component (GO): cytoplasm; Golgi apparatus
Molecular function (GO): protein serine/threonine kinase activity; ATP binding
Source: RefSeq, a predicted model, not a curated record
GAACUGAACCGAAAUGAGCUUGUUUUGAUGUUCUUGUGAUGUGUUUAAUUUGUUUUCGGUUUUAAGUGACGGUGAAAGAUUUGUAAAAUGAAAGUCAAAAUGUAGCAGAAAUUACCACGGGAAACAAUGAAAAUAAACAGGGUUUUAUUCUAACAUGAGGUUUAAUUCUGCAUUCUUACUAAUGGGUUGUGCAUGUGGGAAAGAAGUUAUUGAAGUGAAUGGGAAGCCUUACACUAUCAAAACAAGAAUUGGUGAAGGAGGCUUUAGUGUUGUAGACUUAGUUCAAGAUCAAAAAACACAUAAACUAUAUGCUCUGAAGCGAAUUGCUUGCCAUAGCAAGGAAGAUGAGAAGAAUGCAUUAAGGGAAGCUGAAUACCACAAUUUGUUUAAUCAUCCUAAUAUACUUGAAUGUAUUGAUGUAGCUUUGGUUGAAAGAUGUGACAGACUCCAUCCAACUCGAAGUGAAGUUCGGUUGCUUCUUCCUUAUUUUAGGAAAGGUACUUUGCAAGAUGAGCUUAAUAUGCGGUCCAAGAAUAAAAGUCAUAUUACAGAAGAGAGAGUUCUUAGAAUUUUUAGACAAAUGUGUGAUGGUAUUAGAGUAAUGCAUAGUGCUCAGCCUCACCCUUUAGCUCACAGGGAUGCUAAACCUGCUAAUGUUUUGAUGAGUAAUGAUGAUACCCCAGUAUGGAUGGACUUUGGUUCUAUGGGAAAAGCUAGACAAGAAAUUCGGAAAGCUUCUGAGGCUAGGGUGCUACAGGAUCUUGCUGCUGAAAAAUGUUCAAUGGCAUUUCGAGCCCCAGAACUAUUUCAUGUGGAAAGUCAUUCAUCCAUUGAUGAGAGGGUUGAUGUUUGGUCAUUAGGUUGCUGCCUAUAUGCCAUGUGUUAUUUUAACUCUCCAUUUGAAGCAGCUCAUCAAAGAGGUGACAGUGUGGCUUUAGCUGUCAUGAGUGGAACUGUCGACUUCCCUGAAAAUACUCCGUAUUCAAAUGGUAUGCAUAAUCUAAUACGAUCCAUGUUGGAAGUGAGUGCUUUACAGAGACCUUUUAUUGACGGUGUUUUAUUUCAAAUUGACUCCUUACUUCCAGCCAUCCAAAACGCUGUAUGAAAAAUAUUUUUAUUGUUAGAAUUUUCACUUAUUGAGAACACCACUGUCACUUUUAAGACUUAACACAUGCCAUUUACCUCUUUUUAAAAAAUUGUUUUCCAGAAACCAAAAUGAUAUACUUUUUGAAAGCUUUUUAUAUCUAUAUUGUAUUUAUGUAUGCAUUGCACUUGGCACUUAUUUAAUCUAUUUCAUGUGUAUAUUACACAUUUUGGAUUUAUAAUAAGCUUAUAUUUCCUGCAAAAUUUAUUAUUGUUAUGGUGCUGUGUUUUUUGCAAGUAAAAAUGAAUAUAUGUUUAUGUAACAUAUUUUUAGAUAUCAUGUACAUAAUUUGUGUACUAAAAUUUUAUUAUUAGUACUAGUUGUUUUAAAUUACACUACAAAUUUUAUUAUUUUUUUUGUUAUUGAAGCAUUUUUGUUUAAUGCAUUGAAAGAUUUUUUUUUUAAAUUUUUAGUUUGUCAGUAUAAUUUAAACACACUUUCUUUAUUCUUUUUAAAAUUACAUUUAUAUUUCAAAAGUUUAUUAAUCUUUUCAUUAAAAAUUUGUAGCUGAUUUUUGUAGAAAAAAAUUGUAGCUAAUUUUUAUGAAUAUAUUUUAUUCAAGUAAUAUGGAACAAAACACUCUGGAAAAGGAGCAAAAAGAAAUAACUGACUUAAAAAUGAGGAUUAUUGAUUUUGUUUUAUCAAUUCAGUUAGAGAGUUCCCAAUCUACCUUCAAUUAAUUAUUUGGAUAGUAAGAAAUUAUUUUCUUUCAAAAAUUCUUCUAAUACCGAAGCAACGUUUUUGCAUUUUGCAUAAUACUUACGAUCAAUAUUAACUUCAACUCAAUAAUGAGCAUAUGUCUAGUGUAGUUGUUAUCUUUAAUGUUAAUUUAAAGGUGUGUGUGUAAAAAUAGAUUAUUUAUAUAUGUAUCUGAAUAAUAAAGAUUAAACAAAAUAUUAAAAAGGAUACAAUUUGAUAUCAAUGGUAUACCACUUUGUGAAUAUACAUUGUAUGCCACUACUGGUACAUGCACCAUAAGUUGAGAACAUCUAUACUAAGUACUUGUUGGUUGUAAGAAUUUGCUCAAAUAAUAGUUUUUACUGGUAAUGCUGAGAUCUGUCUUUAUUCUUGAUCUUCAGAAACAGCAUCAGAGAUUUUUUCUUCUAGGUAAACCUUUUUUUUUUAACCUAAAAGCAUAAACCUUAAGUGCAUAAAUCUGUACUAAUUCAAUAUUAUUUCAACUAAAUGUGAAAAAUUAAUUUUCACAUUUAGUUGCAAAAUAGCAUUUUUCACAAAUAUCUAUUUUAUAGUUCAUGCAGUGAUUUGUUGUUUCUAAGAGAUACUGAUAACUAAAAAUGAUUAAUUUUAAAAAUGAUUUAAAAAAAAUAAUGACAAAAACAGAAAGAAAUCAAUUACGAGGAAAGGAAAAAAAAGUCUGGAAUUAUUGUUUAAAAUUAUGUUCUGUGAUGCUCGUUUUUUUGUGUGGAUGUUAUAGGCUUUGGUUGUUUAUUCUGUAAAUUCAUGCUUUCAUGAUCUUUUAAUUUACAUUUUAUAUUCUAUACUCGAGUUAAUAAUGAAAUUAAGUGAAAUAAAAAUACAUGAUUUGAGUUAUCAUCUCUUUGAUUUCAUCUGAUUUUGAACAAACUAGUUUGAAGGCCACAAUACUAUAAUAUAUUAAAUGUUUUGAUAUGCUCAAAGACAAUUAUUUCUUUUCAAACUUAAAAAAAUUCUAUAUAAUCUAAAAAUUCUACAUAUCUCUAUAUCUUUUGAAUAAUAUUAUAUGACAAAAAUUUCUUUUUCAAUUCAUAAAUAUAUAAAUUAAAAACAGUUUUUCUGGAAUUUCUAUUUGCCAAUAUGUUAAUAAUUUUGUUCUGAUGCCACCAUAUAUUACUAUAUUUCGUUUGUUCUGUAUUUCAAGAAAAGUUUUGGAAAUAUUGUUCAUGGAUUCCAAAUUAUAACAGCAUGUUUUUAGUGCCUGAAAGGAUGAUCUGCUUUUGAUCAAAAUGUUAUUGGAUUUAUAUCUUAGAAUGUAUCAAAUUUAUUUAAUGGAAUGUCUGAGUAUUGGCUAAUUGCCUGCAAACUUUUUUCUGUAUCAUAAACUUUCUUCCAAUUUUAAAAACUUGCAUAUUACUAUCCAGUUGCCAAGUUUAAUAAUUAAUUGUCAUCUUUCACACAUUGUAGUCUCUUCUGAUCUAACAGAAAAGUAAUAUUUCAAAUUAAUGAUUAACAAACCUGUGUUAAUGUAAUGGAAAGUUCCAAAUAAUUAAUAUGAUCAUGUUGUGCCAAAUAGAACUGUAAUUUUUCUGUAAUUAUGAAGAACAUCGUUAUAUUUUUUUAUUUCA